Molecule: messenger RNA, 2099 nt
Organism: Vanessa tameamea
Lineage: Eukaryota; Metazoa; Arthropoda; Insecta; Lepidoptera; Nymphalidae
Exons: 4
Coding region: 266-1432 (388 amino acids)
Source: RefSeq, a predicted model, not a curated record
GUGUGACAAAUAAUCUAUUCCUUAAAGGUAAUGCAUCCAUAGUUUCAAUUUUAUUUCCACUGCGUAGUCAUAAGUAACGUGACAAACCCGUGCUUUUUAAAACCAGGAAGUUAUAUAAAACAUCAAACAAAUAUGUGUAUUAAGAAUCUAUCAUCUAAAUAGUUUUAUGUGUAGACUUAGUUCAAGGUUGCUAGAUGCUGUGUGCAGUCGUUUCUUCGCUUGCAAAAUAAUUUAUCAGAUUUUGUGAUUCUAAUCUUAGCUAAAAAUGGAUGACAAUAGUGAAAUAUUAAACAAAAUAUUGGACAAAGUAGCUAAGGAACAGGAAUAUGAAGACGGCGAAAUAUCUGUGAAGUCCAUAUCGAGUGGUGGGGCCAACUACACCAGCUAUCUGCACCUCGCCACGGUCUCAGCACCAGGGAAAGAUGAUCUGAAACUCUUCGUGAAAGUGGCAGCCAUGGGCGAGAAGAUGAGAGCAUUUGCACCCUUAAGAAUUUUCGAAACUGAAAGUUUCUUUUACAACAAUUUGCUUAAAAUCUAUCAGGAAUUAGAGGAACGACACAUGGUCCCUGUUGAACACAGACUUGUCACGCCAAAGUUUUAUGCAAGCAACGAUGAAUGUUACAAAGAAGCACUAGUUUUAGAAGACAUGACAUCGAAAGGCUUUCAAGCCUUUGACAGAUUUAAGUCAAUAGACUGGAAGUAUGCGUUCAAAAGCGUUCAGAACUUAGGUAAGCUGCACGCAUUGUCUAUCGCAUGGUCUGUAGAUGACCCAGAAGAGUUCCAAAAGACUGCAGGACUUAAGUCUGAUAGCAAUAUUGAAACAAUCUUAGAUUUUUUAAAGAACGUUACGACCAGCGCUCUGGAAGUGACAAAGCCAGAGAACAAAGAGAGAAUGUCGAAUUUUUUAAAGGAAAUGACUGUACUGAAUGUCUUUACUAAUUUUUAUAAGCCUAUACGAUGUCCAGUACUAGCACAUGGGGACUACAGGCCAAGUAACUUAUUACAUAGGGUUCACGAUGACGGCGAAGUCGACGUCAUCUCCGUGGAUUACCAGACCUUGCAGAUGAGCAGCCCCAUCAUAGAUUUGAUGUACUUCAUUUUCACCGGCUCCGACAAGAACUUCAGGAAACAUCACAUGAAAGACACCAUAGAACAUUAUUAUACGGAACUGCGUGCCGCUCUCGAGAGACUCAAUUUAAAUCCUGAUGAAGUCUACCCGAGGGACGACUUCGAUUAUGAAUUACAAAAGGUGAUGCCCUUCGGUCUUCUGAUCAGCAUGUUCUGUCUUCUCAUCAUAACGGUUCAAGAAGAGGAUGCUCCUAAGGUCAACAAGGACAUUGAGAUAAACGACUUCGUCGUCAGCCCGAACGAUCUCUACAAAGAGAGGCUUAAUGACAUUAUUGAUGAUUAUAUUGACAUGGGAUUGCUUUAAAAUAUUCUUAGUUCAUAAGUUUUAAGUUCUGUCGAGGCUCAAUUUAGUCCACUAACUAAAAAAUACACUGGAUUUAAAUAAGUAUAAAAGUCCAGUCAGAUUUCAUAUUUGACUAAAUAUUAAACGCCCAUUGGUAGAAGCUGAGACAUCAGCUACCAUCAACAAAUCAAAGUAAAUUUUUCUUUAAACAGCGUUUCAGAAUGUGCGGUUAGACUGUUAGAUACAAUCAUAGUUCUCAUUGUACUAGUAAUCUUCCACACUAUGGAUUUUGGUGAACUAAGUUUAGCCAUGCGUGAAACUUUAUUUUCAAAACAAAGUAUAAUAAAAGAUCACAAUUUCCUUAUCAUGUCCAAAUUAAUCCCAAUUACCAAACAUAUAAAAGGUGUUUUUUAAUCAUAGGUUUAACCAAAUUUUUUUUGAAAAGUCACCUGUGGACCCCUUGGAGUAUUAUAUGAUAGUUCUUUUGUUAUGCUCUGUUUCAAAGUAUUUUCUUUUAUAAACGUGAUUUAUUGACGUAAUUGCAAAAUUUAUACUCACAAAAAAUUUUGCAUUCAAAUUUAUUAUAUUUUAUUUGCGUUCUGUUUUUAAAAAUAAUUUUGGAUAUUUUUUGGACAUAUUAAUUGUUCAUUAAUUUUUUACAAUUUUAUGAUAUAAUGAUAAUGAUGAU